Linum tenue is the source of this 1175-nucleotide messenger RNA. NCBI's taxonomy places the organism in Eukaryota, Viridiplantae, Streptophyta, Magnoliopsida, Malpighiales, Linaceae. The record is from the annotation of a GenBank genome assembly.
AUGGAAGACGACCACGACGCCGAGCUGUACGCGAUGCAACUCGCCACCGCAUCGGUUCUCCCCAUGGCGAUGAAAACCGCCAUCGAGCUCGGCGUGUUCGACGUCAUCACUUCCGCCGGCCCCGCCGCUUCCCUCUCCCCUGCCCAAAUCGCCUCCCAACUUGCCGCUUCUACUACUGAUAGCAGCUCCUCUGCUUCUGCUGAUGAUGUCGGCCAGCGGCUUGAUCCAAUUCUCCACCUUCUAGCUUCCCACUCUGUCCUCACUUCUUCGCCUAGAAACGUCGAUCACGGCGGCGGCGGCGGCGACGGUGAUGGGUUCCAGAGAUCCUACGGCCUGGCGCCCGUGGCGAAGUAUUUCCUCAAGGAUGGGAACAAAACAGGGAUGCAUUUGAAGGAUUCAGUGGUGGAAGGCGGGACACCGUUCAACAGAGCCUAUCGAAUGGACGGCAUGGAGUUCAUGAGAGGAAAUCCGAGGUUCCGGGAAGUGUUCGCCGGCUCCAUCACAGAAUUCAGCCCUAUAGUCAUGGAGGCGUUCUUAGAAAGGUACUGCGAAGAAGGCUUUGCAGGUGUGAAGUCACUUGUGGACGUUGGUGGCGGCGAUGGCUCGAGCAGUCGUGCCAUAGUUUCGAGGGUCUCGACGAUUAGGAACGCGAUCAACUUCGAUCUGCCUUUCGUCGUCCAGAAUGCUCCGUCGUAUCCAGGUGUGGAGCAUGUCGGGGAUAUGUUUGAGAGUGUUCCUAAAGGGGAUGUCAUCUUCAUGAAGUGGAUUCUGCACUUAUGGGAUGAUGAGCAGUGCGUGAAAAUAUUCAGAAAUUGCUACCAAGCUACACCAGAGAAUGGCAAAGUGGUGAUUGUGGAUGCUCUGAUUCCAGAAACCUCUGAAACUUCUGCUGCUGCUGCUGCUAAGGCCUCGCUCAUGUUCAAUCUCUACAGGAUGAGCAUGAAACCUCAGGGCAAAGAGAGGACCCUUUCACAGUUCGAUAGCUUGGCGAAACAGGCAGGAUUUUCUCAUGCUCGUAUCGCGUGUUUUGCUUACAACUUUGCAGUAGUUGAGUUCCUCAAAUCCAUCUAGCUAAUAUUCUUAGCAGUUCGUCUGGACGACAAAUCAUUAGAAAAAAAUUCGUUCGAAAUGCAUUGAUUGUUUGAAAUGCAUCUCGUUUAUUCGUACUUCUCUAG